AUGUGGGGUCGAUACCUCAUAGCCGGAACUCGGCGUAUCACCCAGCCUUCUACGGACCGAGCUUUCAGCCACCGCGCCACAAUCACGAUCGCCCACGUUGACCACGACAAGUUCAACGGUGGUAAUUCCUGUUACUGUUUUGCAUGCAUAUAUUGGUUACAUAGCUAUUCGGCAACCUGCAGCAUCUGA
Bipolaris maydis ATCC 48331 is the source of this 189-nucleotide messenger RNA. The record is from RefSeq and is a predicted model, not a curated record. NCBI's taxonomy places the organism in Eukaryota, Fungi, Ascomycota, Dothideomycetes, Pleosporales, Pleosporaceae.